CACCAAUCAUGUUUUGUGUUGCGAAAGAUAAUCGAGUAAGUUUUACGUAUUAAAGUCAUCGUUCAUAACCUUAAUAUUUUAGUUACACGUGGACUAUCACGAUUUUAAAUUCGAAUCUCGUCAGAUCACGACUGUUUGACGUGUUGACAAAAGAAGUGUGAAAGUGGGGUGUUUAAAGUGACCAGUUUUUUACUAACAAUAAAAGAUGAGUUCGCGUUGCUUGUUCCGCACUCUUCGCAACGCCUCGGGUUUCCGCUCGUUCUCCACGAGUGUGAAACCGGCGUUCACCUCCGACAGAUACCAAGUGCAGCGUGGUCCUUACGCGAAGAUCCAGAGCACCCACGUGUCCUUCUUCAACGAUCUACUCGGUCAGAACAGGGUGAUCUCGGACCCUGAGGAAUGCGAGAGCUACAACAUCGAUUACUCGAAGAUCGUUCGAGGGAAGAGCAGUCUGGUCUUAAAACCGAAGACCACGGAGGAAGUGUCCGCCAUAUUGAAAUACUGCAACAAGAAUCGGUUGGCCGUGUGUCCUCAAAGCGGUAACACCGGUCUCGUUGGCGGCAGUGUCCCGGUAUUCGACGAGAUCGUUGUUUCGAUGAAGCUGAUGAAUAAGAUCAUCGAAACGAACGAGCUGGCAGGGGUGUUGACCUGCGAGGCCGGCUGCGUGUUAGAGAAUCUGGACAAUCAUUUAUCGGACGUAGGCUUGAUGAUGCCGAUCGAUCUCGGCGCUAAAGGUAGUUGCUUGAUCGGCGGUUGCGUGUCGACGAAUGCUGGCGGUCUGAGGCUUCUUCGUUACGGCAAUCUGCACGGGAACGUGCUGGGUCUCGAGGCUGUGAAGGCGAACGGCGACGUGGUCGACUGUCUGAACACGCUCAAGAAGAACAACACCGGCUACCAUUUGAAACAUAUGUUCAUAGGGUCCGAGGGAACCCUGGGAAUCGUGACGAAAGUCGCCAUUCAGUGUCCACCGCUUCCCAGAUCCGUGAACGUCGCGUUUUUAGGACUUAACAGUUUCGACAAGGUCCUCAAGGCGUUUCAGCUGGCGAAGAGGGAGCUGGGGGAGAUUCUAUCCUCCUACGAGAUGAUGGAUAAGUUGUCGCUGGACGUGUCGAUGGACGCGUUCGAUCUGAAGAGUCCGCUGAUCUCGGUGCCCGGAGGACACGAGUUUUACAUCCUGCUGGAGACUUCCGGUAGCAACGUGACCCACGACGAAGCGAAGCUCGCGUCCUUCGUGGAGAAGGCGCUCGCGGACGACGUGAUCGAGGAUGGUACUCUAACGUCGGACCCUGCUAAAGUAAAAAAUAUAUGGUCGCUUAGGGAGCGAAUCAGCGAAGGAGUCCUGCGGGAAGGAUACGUAUUCAAGUAUGAUGUCUCGAUACCUCUGCCGUCUUUCUACAAAGUGAUCGAGAUGCUCAGGGACCGCGUGCGCGAUCCCCGCAUCAUAAGGAUUAGCGGUUACGGUCAUUUAGGCGAUGGAAACAUCCACGUGCAAGUUUCGAUACCAAACUAUGAGGCCGAUAUCGCGGCGCAGUUGCAGCCCUUCAUCUUCGAAUAUGUGUCCAGUCUUCGUGGCAGUGUUAGCGCUGAACAUGGCAUUGGUUUCUCCAAAACCAAGUAUCUCCAUAUGAGCAGAACAUCGUCGGAGAUCGAGCUGAUGCACGAGUUGAAGAAUAUGAUGGAUCCGAACGGCAUCCUCAAUCCGUAUAAAGUUCUAUAUCCGAUCAAGCCGGCAUCGUAAUUCAUUUUACUGCGAUAAUAAUAAUAUUAAUACUAAUAAUAUUAAUAAUAAUAAUAAUAAUAAUAACAAUAAUAAAUAAUCUUUUAGUGUAAAACAGAAGUAAAAAAGAUACUAAGACAAGAAAUACAAUUCUGUACAUACAACUUUAAAAUACUAAGAAAAAAAUAGUUCGGUUCUUAAUCCGUGAACGUUUAGAACUAUUUCCUUUUUGUGAAAUUAACGUGUACAAUAGAAGUGAUUUUUACAGCAAUUACAUAAAUUUAAAUUUUUAGCAUUAAACAUUGUAAUAUAUUAUUGAAAUGUGUAGUGAAUGAUACAUUGAUACAUUCCUGAAUCUAUUUCAUCGAAUCCUGAAUUUUAUGUGUGACAAAAGUAUAUAAAUAAUUUUGGAAAAAAAAACA
This is a messenger RNA of Megalopta genalis, 2139 nucleotides long. RefSeq names its product D-2-hydroxyglutaric acid dehydrogenase (gene D2hgdh). Gene Ontology annotation, cellular component: mitochondrion. NCBI's taxonomy places the organism in Eukaryota, Metazoa, Arthropoda, Insecta, Hymenoptera, Halictidae. The record is from RefSeq and is a predicted model, not a curated record. Gene Ontology annotation, molecular function: FAD binding; catalytic activity.